Molecule: messenger RNA, 1627 nt
Organism: Triticum urartu
Lineage: Eukaryota; Viridiplantae; Streptophyta; Magnoliopsida; Poales; Poaceae
Product: bidirectional sugar transporter SWEET3a
Biological process (GO): carbohydrate transport
Cellular component (GO): membrane
Molecular function (GO): sugar transmembrane transporter activity
Source: RefSeq, a predicted model, not a curated record
UAAUAAGAGGGAAACGAAGAGUGAAUCAGUAAGUUAUAAUAAGAACAUUUACUCAGGAUCAUUACAUUAGUUAGAGGUUAAUAAGCAGCAUCAGAAUAUCUAAUAAAUUUUACCAGAAAAAUGCAGUUGCUCGUUACGAAUGGUAAGCAAUGAUAGGAAUAACAGAACUGUUCCGUGGUCAGAUAAUGAUGCAUGAUACAUCACAUGUAUGGAUGCUUCUUAACAUGUAUGGAAAAAGUGAAGAACAAAAGACACCAAGGAUUCUCACCCCUUCUUUUUUCCUGUGGAUCAACAGUUGCCGCUUGUUAGCAACAGAAGCUAAUGAGACAUUUUGAUGUUUCUCAAUAUCUUCAUAAUCAAGCAAAUCCAACAGUUGGACACCAUAUCUCGCUAUCUUAUAGAUGGAAUAGGUGCUAUAACAUACCAGAUUCUCCAACAUGGAUGGAUGGACCAGCAUCAAACAUAAAAGCUUUUGAGAUUCUUCUAGGUACAUGGCUGGAAUAAUUAACUGGAUUCUGAGCAAAAAACAUGUAUGGCCAUUUCACCCUUACUUGACGUUUGCGGUCUUGCUGAAAAUUGAGCCGUGUUUCGUAUGAACAAGAGAAGUAUGUGGGCCUCCUACUGAUAUUCCACCUAGUGGUUUGAGCAAUAUCUUCUUCUUCCAACACGUUAAACACCCAUCGUGCAUUAUAAAUAGCGUGCCCCUUGUUAUAAACUAUGAACCCUGGGCAAAUCUAGUUCUUGUGGCAAGAUAAAACCUUCAGCCCAAAAGAAUGUUUCCUGACCUCCACGUAACAACAGGGAUUAUUGGAAGUGUAGUCUGCUUUCUCCUCUAUGCAGCACCAAUAUUGACAUUCAGAAGAGUGAUAAAGAAGGGCAGCGUAGAAGAAUACUCAUGCAUACCAUAUAUCUUAACUUUGUUCAGCAGCCUCACAUAUACUUGGUACGGUCUUCCAGUAGUGAGCUCCGGAUGGGAGAAUUGGACUCUGUCCGGAAUCAGCUCACUAGGAGUGCUCUUUGAAAGCACAUUUAUCAGUAUAUACAUAUGGUUUGCACCACGAGAGAAAAAGAAGCUUGUCAUGAUGAUGGUAUCUCCAAUUCUAAUCAUCUUCGGCAUGGCUGUAUUUUUCUCAAUUUUCUCAUUCCACACCCACCAAAUGCGUAAAGUAUUUGUCGGUAGCAUUGGUUUGGUGGCUUCCAUAUUAAUGUAUGGCUCUCCGUUGGUAGCUGUGAAACAAGUUAUCAGGACGAAAAGUGUGGAGUUCAUGCCUUUCUACUUGUCAUUGUUUAGCUUCUUGACAAGUUUACUCUGGAUGCUGUAUGGGCUCCUUGGAAAGGAUCCUUUUCUCACGGCACCAAGCUUCAUUGGCUGCUUAAUGGGUAUUCUUCAGUUGGUCGUGUACUGCAUUUACAGCAAAUGCAAAGAAGCACCCAAGACGAAUCCUGAUAUUGAGCAAGCAGAUGAACUGAAAGUUGUAACUAGUCAAGACAACACGAAAGGACAAAAGCCAUAAUCUGAGACCUAAACUACCAUUUUGAGUAACAAAUACAUUUUCUUUUCGCUGGACAAAGUGUCUCUUGUAACCGCAUAAUGCGAGGAGAAAAUAAUAGUCUUCAGAUUAUCAUA